Molecule: messenger RNA, 2176 nt
Organism: Trichomycterus rosablanca
Lineage: Eukaryota; Metazoa; Chordata; Actinopteri; Siluriformes; Trichomycteridae
Product: retinoic acid receptor beta-like
Exons: 8
Coding region: 1-1347 (448 amino acids)
Biological process (GO): regulation of transcription by RNA polymerase II; retinoic acid receptor signaling pathway; cellular response to corticotropin-releasing hormone stimulus
Cellular component (GO): nucleus; transcription regulator complex
Molecular function (GO): RNA polymerase II cis-regulatory region sequence-specific DNA binding; zinc ion binding; nuclear glucocorticoid receptor binding
Source: RefSeq, a predicted model, not a curated record
AUGUUUGACUGCAUGGAUGUGCUCGCUGUGAGUCCGGGACAGAUGCUGGAGUUGUGCAGCGCGAGCCCGUCCUCGUGCAUGCUGCAGGAGCGAGCGCUGAAAGCGUGCUUCACUGACUGGCAGCACCGACACCGCAGCGCGCACUACUCCAUCGAAACACAAAGCAGCAGUUCUGAGGAGUUAGUGCCCAGCCCACCCUCGCCCUUGCCCCCUCCGCGGGUCUACAAACCCUGUUUUGUGUGCCAGGACAAAUCCUCUGGGUACCACUAUGGUGUCAGCGCCUGUGAGGGCUGCAAGGGCUUCUUUCGUAGAAGUAUCCAGAAGAACAUGGUGUACACGUGUCACAGGGAGAAGAACUGCAUCAUCAACAAGGUGACGAGGAACCGCUGUCAGUACUGCCGGCUGCAGAAGUGUUUUGCUGUCGGAAUGUCUAAAGAGUCUGUGCGGAAUGACAGGAACAAGAAGAAGAAGGAGGGCCCCAAGCUGGAGCUGACAGAAUCUUACGAGCUGUCGACAGAGUUGGAGACCAUCAUAGAGAAGAUCAAGAGAGCUCACCAGGAGACGUUUCCCUCUCUCUGCCAGCUAGGAAAAUACACCACGAACUCCAGUUCGGACCACCGUGUGCGUCUGGAUCUGGGACUGUGGGAUAAGUUUAGCGAGCUGGCCACCAAGUGCAUUAUUAAAAUCGUGGAGUUUGCCAAACGAGUGCCAGGCUUCACCGGACUCACCAUCGCCGACCAGAUCACUCUGCUCAAGGCUGCCUGUCUCGACAUACUGAUCCUGCGUAUCUGCACACGUUACACACCGGACCAGGACACUAUGACCUUCUCAGACGGACUGACACUAAACAGGACACAGAUGCAUAAUGCCGGAUUUGGCCCGCUCACAGAAAUGGUGUUCACCUUCGCCAACCAGCUUCUGCCCAUCGAGAUGGACGACACAGAGACGGGCCUGCUCUCGGCCAUCUGCCUCAUCUCUGGAGACCGUCAGGACCUGGAAGAGCCGUCCAAGGUAGACCAGCUCCAAGAGCCUUUGCUGGAAGCACUGAAGAUCUAUGUGAGAAAGCGCAGGCCCAGCAAACCCCACAUGUUCCCCAAAACCCUCAUGAAGAUCACAGACCUUCGGAGUAUCAGUGCUAAAGGUGCUGAGCGAGUCAUCUCUUUAAAGAUGGAGAUCCCGGGCUGUAUGCCUCCUCUCAUUCAGGAAAUGCUGGAGAACUCUGAAGGCCAGGAUGGACAGAGCUCUUCAGAAAAGAACAGUGUGGAUAAAAAAGGCAGCUCAACUGAUAAAAAAUCAGCCAGCCCGUCCUCUCCGGAACAUGCUUCCUCCUCGAGUGAGGAUCCGUAGGAAGGGAGAUGCUCAUAUCAAGAACUUGGCUUGCUUUACUGUGAACAUUACAGGUGGACCAUCAGUGCUUCCCUUUCCUCGGCAGUGCAUUCAUUCCUUUUUUUAUUUUAUUUAGGACUACAAAUGACUUGAAAUGGCCUACACAAGUCGGCUUGCACUUUGCGGCCAAAAAAUGAGCUCUUCUCGGCGUCAGGACUAAAACUCCACCACGCACAGCCUGCAGUGCACUACAGUGUGUGUGUGUGCGCUAAUGAAUUCAUGUGGAAACGGACGCCCCUUCUGUAACACAGAGGCGUAGCUUCUCAGGUCUUCUGUGUACAGUAGUUAACCUGCAUGACAGGCUCAGAGUUUGAUUCAGUGGCUUUUUGCUCUCUGAUGCUGUCUUUCACUCUGGCGUACGUUGUACAUAGCAUCUUAUGGUUACAGCUCUGUAUGGAAAAUUACAUUUUGUGCUGCUUUAAUUUGCUUAAAUACUAUCAUUUAAGGCGAGACGUUUUGUUUAAAAAUAAACAGACAACCCCUGGCCACUAAGAGGCCCUAAAAUUGCACCGUAUAUUUAGAAUGUAAAUAAUGUUUAAGGUUUGAUUGCACCAGCAACCAGUCUGUUUUACACUAUAUGGCCAGAAGUCUGUAAAUAUCUGACCAUUUUAUUUAUGGAGUCCUCCCCAUGUCUUUUGACUAUAACAACCUAAAUAAAGUCAUGACUCUUGAAUUCCUACACACCAAACUAGUCAAAUCAUGUCUGUGUACGUUGCUUGGUGCACAGGGACACAGUCAUGCUGAAACAUGAUGUUCGAAGGAUAGUGUUUAUUUUAUACACCUGAUAGCA